AUGAGAAGGGAAACGCAGGAGCCGAUAGCGUCACGACGAGAGCAAAGAGAGAAGCCAGCGGCAGAUGCGACAGCGGAGCGAGGAUGCAGCGACGGCGGUUGGCAUCGCGGCGCAGCAGGUGACAUCCCUCCCCAUUCGCGACUAGCGGGUGACAUCCCUCCCCACUCCCGAUUGGCAGGAACGAGCACGACGUCGAAGGCAAACGCCCCUCGGGAACAGCUCAUCGAAACGUCGCCAAAACCACAGGAACAGCUCAUCGACACAUCGCUAUUUCCUUGGGAACACCUCAUCGACACACCCUCUAAUGCACGGGAACAGCUCAUCGAGACGCCCUCUAAUGCACGGGAACAGCUCAUCGUCACGCCCUCUAAUGCACGGGAACAGCUUAUCGAGACGCCUACUCAAGCGCGGGAACAGCUCAUCGACACGCCCUCUAAUGCACGCGAUCAGCUCAGGUCCAGGAUCGCGAUGAACUCAGAGGAAGACUCUUCCCACGGGAAGGCCAUCUCGGAGAGACCCAGCUCCCUCUAUAGAGACUGCCUCGUAUACGUCUACGAGAGGGGUUUGCAGACCGGGAGCACGCCGCAGGUGAACGGGGCGGUUCGGAGCGGGUGCCGGGCCGACUCCGAGGAGGACCUGCGACUCGGGUCGGGGGUCGUCCCGAGUCGACCCGACGACUCCUGGGGGCUUCGUCGUCUCCUCGACAGAAGGAAUUCUGGGGCACCGGAAUGCGGCAGGAGCCUGUCGGGCGCCAAUGGCGAGUUCCCCUUCGAGAAGCGCCGGAAGCGGACGGUGAGCGAGAACCCGCCGCUUCCCGGGGUGCCGAUGGGGUGCCUCUCGCGGCAGUCGCGGCAUUCGCGGCCGCUCGGGUCGGGGAUCUUCGCGCAGCGACCCGACGUCUUCUACUGCGGCAGCCUCGUCCAUCUGUGCGAGAGAAGAUUUUCCCACUCGGACGAUUACCGUUUCCUCGAAACGGAGAAGAGCGAAAUGGGAGGCAGUAAGGAAGAUUGUAAGGAGGAAAGUAAGGAAGAAGACCGGCGGAUGGAGACCGAGCGGCGCUACUGCGAACGGCCGGCUGGCCUCCGGAAUCCGGAUUGCAUGGGAUGGGCCAUAAGGGUAGAGGGUCUGACGGCCUGUAGGAGCGAGGAGGGAGGAGGGAGGAGGAGGGAGGGAAGAGGGAGGAGGGAGGAGGAGGGAGAAGGGCACACCAUUACCGUAUACAUGUUGAGGAUUGCUCGAUGCUCGCUCAGGUCGUCCGAGGAGGAGCGGAAGGCGAAGCGAAAGGUGGCGUCCAAGAUCCUCAAGGCCAUGAUGGACUUGAGGCUGCUGAAGAACCUGGUCUUCCUCCUCUUCGUCGCCUCCAACUUCCUCACCAGCGUCGGGUUCAUCAUUCCAUACGUCUACGACCUGGCGAUGGAGAAAGGCGUGAGCUCGGAGGACUCCAGUUUCCUCCUGUCGGUGAUCGGGAUCGCCAAUACGCUGGGGCGGGUGACGUUCGGCUACCUCUGCGACCACCGCUGGCUGUACACCGAGAACCUCAGGCGGAGGCUGUGGCUGUACAACGUCGCUCUCAUCGUCUGCGGACUAAGCACGGCGCUAACGACCUGGGGAACCUCGUACGGGGUGCUGGUCCUGACCACCUCGGUGUUCGGGUGCACCUCGGGAGCGUACGUGGGGCUGACCUCGGUGAUCCUGGUGGACCUGCUGGGGAUCGAGGCCCUGACGAACGCGUUCGGGCUGGUGCUGCUCUUCAACGGGAUCGCCUCGCUCAUCGGGCCUCCCAUCGCCGGUUGGCUGUACGACAGCCUGGGAUCUUACGACUCGGGCUUCUACGUGGCCGGGACGGUGAUCGCCUUCAGCGGGCUCAUGCUCUUCUGCAUCCCCCUCGUGCAGACGCUGCAGGCGCCGUUCGAGGGGAGCCGGGAAGGGAGGUCGAAACAGGCGCCGUUCGAGGGGUGUCGAGACGGGAGGUCGAAGCAGGCGCCGUUCGAGGUGGAGAAGAAGGUCCUGAUUGGGGGGAUUCCGUGAUUCUUGUGAUAAGGAUGCUUUUAGGUUUUGUAAGGUGCCUUUUUGCGAAUUUGACCUGUGUUGAGUCCGUUCCGGGCCGGCGUUCGUAGGGGUCGGUUUUGCUCGACCCUUUCAUGCCAGUGCUGCCUUUUACUCGGAGGGAAGAUUUUCAGGCUUUUUUUUCGCGGGUGCAGGAACCACGGGCAUGCUUUAUAUAAUUUCUAAAUGUAAUGCAAUUGAAAAUGAAAUGUUAAAUUAAAUCCUGCAACAUCAUUGGCUCCGACAUUAAUUUAAUCAUUUCUUUCUGAUGCAUGUUUCUCCAAAUUUCAUUUUUUUAUUUCCGCAUGUUAGAUACAAAAUAUAAACACUAAAAAAUAUCAAUAUGAGUUAAAUAUAUU
Messenger RNA from Darwinula stevensoni, 2405 nucleotides. The record is from the annotation of a GenBank genome assembly. NCBI's taxonomy places the organism in Eukaryota, Metazoa, Arthropoda, Ostracoda, Podocopida, Darwinulidae.